This is a messenger RNA of Propithecus coquereli (Coquerel's sifaka), 2970 nucleotides long. RefSeq names its product sushi domain containing 4 (gene SUSD4). The record is from RefSeq and is a predicted model, not a curated record. The transcript has 9 exons. Gene Ontology annotation, biological process: negative regulation of complement activation, alternative pathway; negative regulation of complement activation, classical pathway. Lineage: Eukaryota; Metazoa; Chordata; Mammalia; Primates; Indriidae. Bases 179 to 1648 code for a protein of 489 amino acids.
GGGAGCUGGAGCCGGGCGCCGCCGCCGAGGCUUCCGUCUCGCUCGCUCGCGCAGCGGCGGCAGAGGUCGCGCACAGAUGCGGGUUAGGCUGGCGGGGGGCGGAGGCGGAGGAGGGAAGCGAGCUGCAUGCAUGAGCCCCACAGACUCUGGCAAGCCGGAUGCCCUCUGUGGAUGAAAGAUGUAUCAUGGAAUGAACCCGAGCAAUGGAGAUGGGUUUCUAGAGCAGCAGCAGCAGCAGCAGCCUCAGUCCCCCCAGAGACUCCUGGCCGUGAUCCUGUGGUUUCAACUGGCGCUGUGCUUCGGCCCUGCGCAGCUCACAGGCGGGUUCGAUGACCUUCACGUGUGUGCGGAUCCUGGCAUCCCCGAGAAUGGCUUCAGGACCCCCAGUGGAGGGGUUUUUUAUGAAAGCUCUGUAACCCGAUUUCACUGCCAAGAUGGAUUCAAGCUGAAGGGCUCUACAAAGAGACUGUGUAUGAAGUACUUUAAUGGAACCCUAGGUUGGAUCCCAAGUGAUAAAGCCAUCUGUGUGCAAGAAGGUUGCCGUAUCCCCCAAAUUGAAGAUGCUGAGAUUCAUAACAAGACAUAUAGACAUGGAGAUAAGUUAAUCAUCACUUGUCAUGAAGGAUUCAAGAUCCGUUACCCCGACCUAUACAACCUGGUUUCAUUGUGUCGCGAUGAUGGAACGUGGGAUAAUCUGCCCAUCUGUCAAGGCUGCCUGAGGCCUCUGGCCUCCUCCAAUGGCUACGUGAACAUCUCUGAGUUCCAGACCUCCUUCCCAGUGGGGACUGUGAUUGCCUAUCGCUGCUUCCCCGGGUUUAAACUCGAGGGGUCCGAGUACCUCGAGUGCUUACACAACCUUAUCUGGUCGUCCAGCCCACCCCGGUGCCUUGCUCUGGAAGUUUGUCCACUACCUCCAAUGGUGAGUCACGGAGAUUUCGUCUGCCACCCGCGGCCUUGUGAGCGCUACAACCACGGGACCGUGGUGGAGUUUUACUGCAAUCCUGGCUACAGCCUCACCAGUGACUACAAGUACAUCACCUGCCAGUACGGAGAGUGGUUUCCUUCCUACCAAGUCUACUGCAUCAAAUCAGAGCAAACAUGGCCCAGCACCCACGAGACCCUCCUGACCACGUGGAAGAUCGUGGCAUUCACGGCCACCAGUGUGCUGCUGGUGCUGCUGCUCGUCAUCCUGGCCAGGAUGUUCCAGACCAAGUUCAAGGCCCACCUCCCCCCCAGGGGGCCUCCCGGGAGUUCCAGCAGCGACCCUGACUUUGUGGUGGUGGACGGCGUGCCCGUCAUGCUCCCAUCCUAUGACGAGGCUGUGAGUGGCGGCUUGAGUGCCUUAGGCCCCGGUUACCUGGCCUCUGUGGGCCAGGGCUGCCCCGGCCCCGUGGCCGACCAGAGCCCCCCAGCAUACCCCGGCUCAGGGGAUACGGACACAGGCCAGGGGGAGUCAGAAACCUGUGACAGUGUCUCAGGCUCAUCUGAGCUGAUCCAGAGUCUGUAUUCACCUCCCACGUGCCAAGAGGGCACCCAGCCCGCUCCUGAGAACCCAGACACGGUCGCGAGCACGGUGGGGCAGGCGGCAUCCAGCAGCCCAGGCAUCGACAUUGCGGAUGAGAUCCCCCUAAUGGAAGAAGGUCCCUAACGGGGCAAAAUCGUGGUGAUUCUGCUACUCCUGUGGGAAAAGAGACCUGGUAGCUCGAGGGAGGCCACAGAAGGACUAAGCUUGGGGCAGAGUUUCUAGUUUAUCUACAUGGGGACAGUGAUCACAUCCUACAUCUUGGGCUCAAGGAUGAGGCUGACAGACCGCGGUAGCAGUGCUUUUAAAUGAGACUCGAGGAUUCGCCAAGGACACGAGGAGCCAAGGACAGAGGGGAGACCCUGCAGUCCUGGCCGGAGGUGUUAAGCGCGGCUUGUGCUGUGGAACGUGGAACAAUUCCACACAUGUCCCACCGAAUCACACAUCCCGCGGACUCCCAAGUACUCCCUGCCCCUCUGAAAGCAUGUCACAUUAUGUAAAUUCGCUUCUCACACCCGCUUCACACUGUCUCUGGAUUCCGGGUUCGGAUGGGUGCGCCUUUGUGGAAAGUCCAUGUCGGGAGGUGGGAAGAGCGGCAGAGCCCCCUGCACCCCAGUACGGGGCCAGCGCCCAAAGGAGAGGUUCUCGUGUGGCAUUUGGAAAAUCUUCCUUCGUCGGGUCUGCUCGACUCAAAGCAAGAGUAAAGCAGGAUGUGGCAAUUCCACUGAGGAAGGAAAGGAAAGACAGGCAGACUCUGCUUUCUGGAAAUGUCUUCAAAAAGUAGAGUUCGUGUACUCUGUGCUGUCUUCUGGUGACAUAUCGUCAAUGUGUGUAUUCAUGGUUUAGCACACGGAUCCGUGGCAUUGGGUGAAUCUUGUGACUUUACACAUGGUCGGAUGUGUCUGAGUACAUCCCAUGGUGGAGACGGUAACCAAGGUACUAUUCUGUUUCGGCAUUUUGAAAAGGUUCCACUCAACAAUUGAUCUCAGUUGACUAUUAUCAUUGUUGCGCCACCCCAAACUCAACCAUGCUUUUAUUUUCCAAACCAGAAAUUGUUUCUGCAAACAUAUCCCACUUCCGAAAGAAGUGUAAAGUUAUAUUUUCCCCUUUCAUUAAUAUUUUGUCCUACACGGUCAGAGGCUGGCCUCCCCGCCCUCCCCUGCCUGCCAUUCCGUGUUCCCACCGUGAGGGGCUCGUGGCGCCCACUGGCUGUUGCUCCUAAAAAAUCGGUUGAUAAAAAUUUUCCCAAAGUGUCCUGAAGAGUCUCUUCAAAUACAUGUCGCUCUGCGGAGUUGAUUCCUUUCCUCCUCUGGGUUUUAGACAAAUAUAAACAAAACUCUGAUCCAUAGAAUUGCUAUGCUGAUGCAGUGGUGAGGGCUGGAAGCUUGAUGAAAUCCUGUUUUUUUCUUGACACAGACUGAUUAAAAAUUAAAAAGAAAAUGACAGUU